AUGGGGCAUGGGUGGGAACAUCAAAAGCAUGGAUCGGAUUUGGUGAGACAAUUUUUUCAAAGAGUGUCAAAAGAAAAAAAUAUAGACUUUGAAGAUUUGGGUUCCAUAAAGGAUAGGCUAUAUCAUAAGAAGUUGCUUAUAGUUCUUGAUGAUGUGGAUGACUUGGAUGUCUGUAAUUCUUUACUUGAAGAUCGUCAUGCUUGGUUAAAUUCUGAAAGUAAAGUUAUCAUAACAAGUAGAGAUCAACAAGUGAUUCAAAAUAGUAUUGGAGAUGGUGAUGAAAAGAUGAUAUAUCGUCUGGACAUACUAAAAGAAAAGAAAGCUCUUGAACUCUUCUAUUUGCAUGCUUUCAAAGGUAAAGCUGUUAAUCAAAACUACAAAGAACUGUCGGAGAAGUUUGUAGAUUAUGCUCAAGGUCUUCCACUUGCUCUCAAAGUUUUGGGUUCUCAACUGUAUUUAAAGAAAGAAAAAGAGAAGAACAUAUUUCUUGAUAUAGUAGGUUUCUUCAGAGGGAAAAAUGAAAAUUAUGUGAAAGAUGUGUUGGAUGCUUGUUAUGGUAGUUCGUAUGAUAUCGUUAUUGAAGUUCUUGUUGACAAGUGUUUGAUAACUAAAUCUAAGGAUUAUUUUGGUGAAAAAAGUUUUAUUAUACUUGAAAUGCAUGAUUUGUUGCAAGAAAUAGAAAUUAAAGGAAUAUUUAUUGAUGAUUAUGGCAUACAAGGAGAAGGAGAGAUAAAAUUGGACCCUUUAGUCUUUAAAAAAAUGUCAAGUCUAAAAUUGCUUGAACUAUCAACCAAUUAUUAUGGUCAGAAUAUUCCAUUUCAGCUUCCUCAUGGUUUAUACUCUUUUCCUAUAAAGCUUAGAUAUCUUCAAUGGCGUGGCUACCCUUCGAAAUCUUUAGGGUCAAAAUUUACAUUGUGUAAUCUUGUUCAUCUUAUUAUGCCUUCGAGCCAGCUUGAGAAACUAUGGGAUGGAUUUCAGGGUCUUAAAAACUUAAAACAUGUCAAUCUUCGUUACUCAAAUAAGUUAACUUGUCUCUCAAAUCUCUCCAGAGCAAAUCUUUGUCACAUGGACCUGGGAUUUUGUAGAAGUUUGGUUGAGCUUUCUCCUUUAAGGUUUCACAACGUUCAUGAUGGCAAACUUGAUCUCGUUGGGUGUUGUAAUCUGAGAAUUGUUUCAGAGAUGUUUGGUAAUAUCAAACUCAUAGAUUUGUCUUCGACGAAAAUUGAAGAAUUACACUCUUCCAUUGGCUCUCUUAAGAAUCUUCAUGAGCUCAAUCUCUCUUAUUGUAAACAUCUCAAGAAGCUUCCCAUCAAUAUUUGUUAUUUUGAAUCAUUACAAGUUCUACAUAUGAGUGGAUGUGUGUCCAUCGACAAGUUUCCAGAGCUUCCCAAAAAUAUAAAAGAAUUAGAUUUAAGUUAA
Molecule: messenger RNA, 1419 nt
Organism: Humulus lupulus (European hop)
Lineage: Eukaryota; Viridiplantae; Streptophyta; Magnoliopsida; Rosales; Cannabaceae
Product: disease resistance-like protein DSC1
Exons: 5
Coding region: 1-1419 (472 amino acids)
Biological process (GO): defense response
Molecular function (GO): ADP binding
Source: RefSeq, a predicted model, not a curated record